AUGUACACUUACGCUCGAUCCCACAGGAAUAAACGCAGAUCCAGUCGGCUACAGCCCUGCACACCCAACGAAAACCUGAACUAUGCACUAGGAGCCAUCAGAGUCCUUGGUUUGGAGCUGAUCGCAGACGAACUGAAACCACAUCUGAACACAGUGCUGACCAACAUUAAGGAGAAGAACAAAGGCGCUCCUGAGCAGGUGGUGAUCAGUGGGAUCCUGCCCAUCCUGGCCCUGUCCCUGAGGAGCAGAGGGCCGCUCACUCUGCUCACCGCAAAACUGGUGGCCGAACUCGCCAGGGAAUCUGUUGUCUGUAAAGGUUUUGGUGAUGCGGGUCUGGUUACGGCUUUGCUGUCUGUGCUGACGAGUCCAGACCAGGAUCUGCUCCUUCACGCUGCGAGAGCCAUCUCACGCAUGUCUUAUGACAGCUCUAAGCUGCAGGAGAUGUUGCUACGUCAAGGUGCGGUGCCUCGCCUUGUUGCCAUCCUGCUCCGUUUCCCUGGUAAGGAGGCUCUGGAGGAGGUGUGCCUUCAGGCCCUGUGUAACCUCAGUGGCAUGGGGGUGGCAGAGGAGGCUGGCAUGGUGUGGGAGAGGGGGGCUUCUGUGAGGCCGGGGGAGUCGGUGUUUCAUGGCGUCUCUCCUCACUCCUGUGGCUUCGCCUCCUCCGUGACCCUGGUGUGUGUGUCUCAGUGGGCGCCGGGUCAGUACGCCGUCAACAUCGAGGUGUUCCAGCGCUGCUCCUCCUCUUUCUGGAGCCUCCACGGGAACAAACGGACUGCUCGUUGGUUCCCGUUCUCCAGCUUGGGGAGCUGUUCAAAUCUGUACAAGGUGAUCAAGUUCUCUACAAAGAACAUCCCUCGAACAAAAAGUCUGAGAACUCGUGUGUUUCAUACUUUCCUCUGAAAACUGAUCCGAACUGGAAGAUUUAACUCUGGGGGGU
Molecule: messenger RNA, 937 nt
Organism: Centropristis striata (black sea bass)
Lineage: Eukaryota; Metazoa; Chordata; Actinopteri; Perciformes; Serranidae
Exons: 5
Coding region: 1-900 (299 amino acids)
Biological process (GO): positive regulation of GTPase activity
Cellular component (GO): cytosol
Molecular function (GO): guanyl-nucleotide exchange factor activity; protein binding
Source: RefSeq, a predicted model, not a curated record